AUGGCCGCGUCCACCCGGUCCGUCUGCGCCAGUGACCUGAGCUAUGACAGCCGUGCCUGCCUGCCAGGUUCUAGUGACUCUUGCACCAGGUCCUCCUGGCAGGUGGACGACUGUCCAGAGAGCUGCUGUGAGCCCUCCUGCUGUGCCCCCAGCUGCUGCCAGCCCUCCUGCUGUGUCCCCAGCUGCUGCCAGCCCACCUGCUGUGUCCCCAGCUGCAGCCAGCCCACCUGCUGUGCCCCCAGCUGCUGCCAGCCCUGCUGCUGUGUCCCCAGCUGCAGCCAGCCCACCUGCUGUGUCCCCAGCUGCUGCCAGCCCCCCUGCUGUGUUCCCACCUGUGGCCCGUCCACCUGCUGUGCCCCUAGUUUCUGUGCUGUGGUCCCCACCCAGACUCUCAUCUGCACCCCAGUGAGCUGUGUGUCCAGCACCUGCUGCCAGGCCACCUGUGGGUCCAGCCCCUGCCAGUCAGCCUGCAGCAGCUCCUGCACAUCCUCGUGCUGCCAGCAGGCCUGCUGUGUGCCCGUGUGCUGCAGGCCCGUCUGUGGCACAUCCGUGUGCUGCAGGCCAAUCUGUGGCACAUCCGUGUGCUGCAGGCCCGUCUGUGGCACAUCCGUGUGCUGCAGGCCCGUCUGUGGCACAUCCGUGUGCUGCAGGCCCGUCUGUGGCACAUCCGUGUGCUGCAGGCCCGUCUGUGGCACAUCCGUGUGCUGCAGGCCCGUCUGUGGCACAUCCGUGUGCUGCAGGCCCGUCUGUGGCACAUCCGUGUGCUGCAAGUCCAUGUGA
Molecule: messenger RNA, 780 nt
Organism: Molossus molossus (Pallas's mastiff bat)
Lineage: Eukaryota; Metazoa; Chordata; Mammalia; Chiroptera; Molossidae
Product: keratin-associated protein 4-6-like
Exons: 1
Coding region: 1-780 (259 amino acids)
Cellular component (GO): keratin filament
Source: RefSeq, a predicted model, not a curated record